GGGCGGAAAUAGACUUUCUGGAAAGUGGAGGAGGCAGCGGAGGAGCGGGACGAGGAGCAGCCCUCCCACUGCCAGAUGUUCUCCUCACCCCCACUCUGAUGCCCGUCCCGCCCUGCCAUGAGUCUAUGAGCCCCCUCCGGAUCAGCGUGGGUGGUCUGCCUGUCCUUGCGUCCAUGACCAAGGGUGCUGACCCCCGCUUCCGACUGCGCUGGAAGGCCAUCGUGCUGUCAUCAGCCUGUGUGGGGUUUGUGCUGCUGCUCUUCUGCCUGCACCGGUCCUCCCCUGCACGGCCCGUCCCUCCCCAUCCUCGCAACUGGCAGCUCAGCCUGCGGGCAGGGGACCACUACAAUGACACCUACCCACUGUCCCCACCCCAGAGGAACCCCGAGGGCGUGCGCUACCGCAUCGGCGUCAUCGCGGACCUGGACACGCAGUCCCGGGGCUCUGAGGAGCACACCUGGUUCAGUUACCUGAAGAAGGGCUACCUGGUGCUGUCAGACAGUGGGGACAGUGUGACAGUGGAGUGGGACAAAGAUGAGAGCAUGCUGCAGUCCCACCUGGCUGAGAAGGGCAGGGGCAUGGAGCUCUCCGAGCUGGUUGUAUUCAAUGGGAAGCUGUACACUGUGGAUGACCGGACAGGAGUUGUCUACCAGAUUGAAGGCAACAAAGUGGUGCCUUGGGUGAUCCUCCCAGACGGGGAUGGCACAGUGGGGAAAGGCUUCAAGGCAGAGUGGCUGGCGGUGAAGGACGAGCACCUCUAUGUGGGGGGACUGGGAAAGGAGUGGACCACGACCACAGGGGAGGUGGUGAACGAGAACCCCGAGUGGGUGAAAGUCAUUGGCUACAAGGGUGACGUGGGCCAUGAGAACUGGGUGGCGAACUACAACGCGUUGAGGGCAGCAGCGGGAAUCCGACCACCAGGUUACCUGAUCCACGAGUCGGCCUCCUGGAGUGACACGCUGCAGCGCUGGUUCUUCCUGCCGCGCCGCGCCAGCCACCAGCGCUACAACGAGAAGGCAGAUGAGCGGCGAGGCACCAACCUGCUGCUGAGCUCCACCCAGGACUUCAGGGAUGUGACAGUGGGACAUGUGGGCGAGGUGGUCCCUACCCAUGGCUUCUCUUCCUUCAAGUUCAUCCCAGACACUGACGACCAGAUCAUCGUGGCGCUGAAAUCAGAAGAGGACAACGGGAAGAUCGCCAGCUACAUCAUGGCCUUCACGCUGGACGGGCGCUUCCUCCUGCCUGAGACCAGGAUUGGGAGUGUGAAAUAUGAGGGCAUUGAGUUUAUUUAACCGACUUUUGCACUGGACUGGAGGGGUAAGGGUAGCCAAAGGCUCCGUGCCAGGCUUGGGGAGAGACACCGGGCAGCACUCCCAGCUCUGUACUUGGCCCUGGUGUCUCCUGUAAAGCAUUGGCUCUGCUGCAGCAGGCGUGGUGCGAGUGUUUCGGCAGUGGCACCUGGUGGUAAGGGACAGCCACCACAGGGUGGUGUGAGCCCCAACCAGGAGGCAGGCAGCGAAGUCCCUGUGUGCCAGUUCCCCAGGAAGGCCCCUCGCUCCAGUCAUUAAUGUCCAGCCCCUAAUUGCAACAGAAACUCUGUACGUGCUUGUGGCGCUGGUGACAUCUGGGCUCUGGGUUUGUAGAUGAGGAAGAGCCUGAGCCCCAGCUCUGCUGCUCUGCCUCAUGUCCCACCAUGUCACAACCCCCCCCAGGGAGGUGAGUGUCCAGCUGGAGCACCAGACCCGUCCCUGUAGCAUGGGAUCACC
This is a messenger RNA of Calypte anna (Anna's hummingbird), 1766 nucleotides long. It is a transcript of the gene CANT1, whose product is annotated as calcium activated nucleotidase 1. The record is from RefSeq and is a predicted model, not a curated record. Gene Ontology annotation, biological process: proteoglycan biosynthetic process. The transcript is spliced from 4 exons. NCBI's taxonomy places the organism in Eukaryota, Metazoa, Chordata, Aves, Apodiformes, Trochilidae. Gene Ontology annotation, molecular function: GDP phosphatase activity; UDP phosphatase activity; calcium ion binding. The coding region runs from base 99 to 1292 and encodes 397 amino acids.